AGAAAACAAACUCAAGUCAAACUGAAAGGUAUAGCAAUCCCUUUCUACAACAAGUAAAUUUGGAACGAAUACAGGAAUAUUUUAUUUAAACUUUUCAUUUCAAUAAGAAGCAAAAAUUAUAUUUAAAAAUGGAGUCGCAAGGUGUUCGCUUUUCCAAUGAUGUCCCGGAGACAAGUGUUGACGAUUCUUCGGACACUUACCUUACUCUCCAUUUCCCUGUGGCCGAUGUUUGCAAGGUCAUGUCUGAAAUCGGAGGACCAGUCCUGUUGAGCAAGUUGGUGGCCCACUUCGAGGGUAAGAUGGCAGUUGGAGUUAGGCACAAGGCGUCGAAGUUUGUAUGCCAGUCGCUCGUAGAGGGCCUUAAUCAAAAGAAAAUAGGAAAGCGAAAUGGAAAGUUCGUGCUUCCAGAGUUAUUCAAAGAGGAAGAGAGCGCGGAGGACAUACUGUACAUAGCUGAAGAACAACCAGCACCAACUUCAGGACAAGGGAAGAGCGAGCUCUCAAAGAUGUUUUCGAAAAUGUAUGAGGUUGAUCGCACUUACAAAAAGGGUCAAGAACGGAUUAGGAUGUACGAGUUCCUUAAGAAGGAAAUUAAGUUUGUCGAAGAACUGAUGGCCGCAUCUCCAGAAGAUCAUAGGAAAUUUUCCAUGGCACUGGAUUGGAUGAUUCGCAUGAAAGCAAGUGAGAAAGAAGAAGUUUUAGAUCUCGCUAGAAAGUUUAUGACUCUAAUGGAAGAUUAGUCGCCGUAAAGGAAGAUGACGGCCGGCUUGUUAAUCAGUUUGGGAUUUGGCCACUUGAAAAGUUCCGUUACAACCUAGUUGAGUGAUCUGACCCGAUUCGAUAUCCACUCCUAGAAGAUUGAAACGUCAGGCUGGGGGCAAUGACGAAGUAAACAAACGCUGGAAUGAAGUUUAUUAAUAUAAGAAUUUGAAGGGAAUAUCUCACCUGAUCAGUGGACAGAUCAACUCGGUUGUUGGGCGUAAUGAGGAAUACACGAACCUUCUUUAUGUGAUGGGAAUACUUCCUAUUCCUUCUCCACUUUAUAUUCAUUUUCAAAAUUCUUCAUAUUAUAUUAUAUUAAUUAAUAAAUUGUGCCACAUUCCCAAUCGUAAUUUAUGUCUCGCAGCGUGCAUACGGGCAGACGGACAUGUCAAUCGACUCGGCUACUGAUCCUGACCAGUAAUAUAUACAUCAUAACCAUUUGUUAUUCUUAAUCAUUAAAAAAUGUA
Messenger RNA from Drosophila eugracilis, 1229 nucleotides. RefSeq lists its product as uncharacterized. Lineage: Eukaryota; Metazoa; Arthropoda; Insecta; Diptera; Drosophilidae. The transcript is spliced from 3 exons. The record is from RefSeq and is a predicted model, not a curated record. Bases 129 to 740 code for a protein of 203 amino acids.